AUGGCUCCGGGAAGCUUCAGAGACGGUUGGAUCUUGACGGCGAUGGUGUUAACGGAGUUUUCUAACGUCGGAGUAAACACUCUGGUCAAAUCAGUGACUUCCAAAGGACUUAGCCCAUUUGUGGUUCUCGUCUACUCUUACAGCAUUGGAUCUCUUCUUCUAGUUCCUUUUGCCUUCUUCUCCUUCAGAUCAAGAUCUCUUCCUCCGUUGACUUUUUCAGUUCUUUGCAAAAUGGUGCUUCUUGGUCUAAUUGCAAGUGCAUUCCAGAUCGCUGGGUACAAUGGUAUAAAAUAUAGCUCGCCGACAUUAUCUUCGGCAAUGAGCAAUGUGAACCCUGCAUUUACCUUCAUUCUCGCCGUUGUUUUCCGGAUGGAGAAAAUAUCCUUAAGGAAAGAGAGUAGUGUAGCCAAAGUGUUGGGAACAAUAGUUUCUAUAAUUGGUGCACUUGUGGUUACUCUCUACCAUGGUCCAAUGCUAAUGUCUUCACACUCCGAUUGGGUCUUUGGCGGUUGUCUUCUUGCUCUCCAAUACAUUCUUAUCUCCAUCUCUUACCUUGUUAUGGCUCACGCAAUGAGUCGAUAUCCAUCUACGGUCAUUGUAACGCUCGUCCACAAUGUUUGCAUUCUCGUUGUGUGUACAUUCGUUAGUCUUUGGGUGGAGAAGGAUGACUCGAAGGCAUGGAUCAUAAGAUUUGACACAACCUUGAUUUGCGUUGUGGCAACGGGUAUUUUAAAUUCAGGAUACUAUAUUAUACAUACAUGGGCGGUUAGUCACAAGGGACCGGUCUAUUUGUCGACGUUCAAACCACUAUCUAUAUUGAUCGCAGCCGCUUCAACUACCAUUUUCCUCGGCGAAUCGAUCUACCUUGGACUCUUGAUCGGAGGAAUAUUGAUAGCAAUAGGAUUUUACAUGGUGUUGUGGGGUAAAUCCAAGGAAAAGAAAGUCGAAACGUUAACCAUGGAGUCAUCUCCUUCCCACAAAACUCCUCUCUUGGGUUAA
Molecule: messenger RNA, 999 nt
Organism: Microthlaspi erraticum
Lineage: Eukaryota; Viridiplantae; Streptophyta; Magnoliopsida; Brassicales; Brassicaceae
Source: the annotation of a GenBank genome assembly